This is a messenger RNA of Torulaspora delbrueckii, 1038 nucleotides long. RefSeq names its product Gat1p (gene GAT1). NCBI's taxonomy places the organism in Eukaryota, Fungi, Ascomycota, Saccharomycetes, Saccharomycetales, Saccharomycetaceae. Gene Ontology annotation, molecular function: DNA-binding transcription factor activity, RNA polymerase II-specific; RNA polymerase II cis-regulatory region sequence-specific DNA binding; zinc ion binding. Gene Ontology annotation, biological process: positive regulation of transcription by RNA polymerase II; negative regulation of transcription by RNA polymerase II. Bases 1 to 1038 code for a protein of 345 amino acids. The record is from RefSeq and is a predicted model, not a curated record. The transcript has a single exon.
AUGAAGGAACGGUCGCUGGGGUCGAAGUUGCACGAAGCAGCGAUCGGUGAUUCGUCUGUUGAAGCCCUUUGGAAGAUGUACUCCUCGGCGAGAGCCUCUUUACCAAAUCGUGAACGAAUGGACAAUUUGACUUGGAGAAUGCUGGGGAUGAGAGUGGUUUGUAGAGAACCCGAGGUGAAUAUAGUGAAGGAUGAACCUAUGUGUGUGGAUCCGGUUUUAGUAGAGCCUGGACAGCAACAAUGGGACGGUGGAUUUGAUUUCGAUGUGAUGGAUCCAUUGGAAGAUCAUGUACUUUCAUAUUCAUCUCCUGCGCUUGUCAGUGAAACGAGUGAAUCGAUGAUGAAUUCUGAGGUACUAGGGGGUCAAAGUUCAAACUUCUUGGAUUUGUUCUUACCCUCUGAGCCAGUUCAGGAGCCUCCACCUUUGCCAUCUAGAUUGGUCAAGAAAACAGGUCAAAGGAGGAGCAGUUCUGGUGUGAAGAAGAGGCCAAAUUUAAGAAACAACUCAACGACUUCUCUCACAUCGCUUAAUGAACCAGGGGAUUCAAAUCGGGAUACUCGAUGCUCUAACUGUAACACACGAACUACACCCUUGUGGAGGCGGGAUCCCGCGGGGAAUCCACUCUGUAAUGCGUGUGGUUUGUUCCUAAAACUUCAUGGAGUGGUAAGACCACUAUCGCUCAAGACCGAUGUGAUCAAAAAACGUCAAAGGAAUGUCAAAUCGUGUAGUCCCAAACCUGAAGAUGUUAAGUUGAAAAGAAAUAUCACUUCGAGAAGAUCAACUACACAACUGCGAAAGACGUCCUCGAAUUCUCCUGUCCCACAACUGGCAUCCGUGCAUCAAUCUACAACAGAGGUAGAUACUGAUACAGACGAUAGACCGCUAGAACGGGAUUUCGAUGUUUUGCAACCCACUCAAUUGUCACUGCUCUAUGACACCGAUGCAUCUACACACCUGAACAGCGAGUCGCCAGCCAAUCAGGCCCCCCAGGGAACCAACGGGGCCACUAAUUGGGAAUGGCUGAGUCUCAGUCUGUAA